UUGGCUGAUUUGGCUGUCAAGGAGUGUGACUUCAAACUAGCCCAGGAGUGUUUCUCCAAGACGCAGGACUACGCCAGUUUCCUACUUAUUGCAACCAGCGCUGGUGAUGCAGAAAAGAUUGAGGAGCUUGCCAAGGUGACUACAAAGGAAGAGAUGGACAACCUGGCCUUCCUUUCUCUCUUCCUACUCGACAAUCUCGACGGUUGUCUUCAGCUUCUCGUUAAGGCACAGCGCUUUCCCGAGGCUGCAAUCUUCGCACGCACCUACCUGCCCAGUAAGGUUCCUGAGAUGGUGGAACUCUGGCGUGCAUGGCUUGCGGAAGAUCCGAAGCUAGGCAAGGCCGCUGAGGCGCUAGCCAAUCCGCAGCAGUACCCGAACCUCUUCCCGGGG
Messenger RNA from Dibothriocephalus latus, 390 nucleotides. Lineage: Eukaryota; Metazoa; Platyhelminthes; Cestoda; Diphyllobothriidea; Diphyllobothriidae. The record is from the annotation of a GenBank genome assembly.